AUGAAGAGGAAUUGCUAUUUAGAUUUAUUAUCUCAGAAAUCAAUGAACGAGAAAUCGAAAGUAAAUAAAAAACUUGUUGCCAUUUCUCCGGAAGAAUUUCAGGUUAGAGUGAUAAUAUGGUUGGCAAAUCAAGAAAUGGAAGGAAGGAGUGGUAGGAAAAAAUUGCCUCCAACACUAUCGCUUUCAUUGCGACCUCAAGUGUUAUUAAUGCAUGCUUCACAUGGCUUUUCUAUAAAGCGAUCUCUUGAAAAUUUUCUUCACAAGAGAAAGAAAAAGAUUCAAAGUCACGUCUCUGUUGUAACGUCUCAUGAUAGUAAUAGUACAAAUUAG
Lathyrus sativus (Indian pea) is the source of this 330-nucleotide messenger RNA. The record is from the annotation of a GenBank genome assembly. NCBI's taxonomy places the organism in Eukaryota, Viridiplantae, Streptophyta, Magnoliopsida, Fabales, Fabaceae.